AUGGCCUCCGUCGCCGCCGCGGGAGCCCCCGCACCUCUCCCUACCCUGCAACUCAUUGACGCCAGCUCCCCGCCGUCCUUCGCCAAGCCCGUCAAACGCAUCAACGAGGGCCCCGACGUCGAGCGCUUCCUCACCUCCCUCGCGUACCGAGACAUCGGUGUCUUCAUCCUCCAGCUCAACCGCGCCCUCUGCCCGCGCCUACCCUCAGACCUUGCCGUCCCCGCGCCGCCGCCGCCGCCGCCGCCGCCGCCGCCGCCGUCUUCUACAACCUCACCCUCGCCAGCCACCAGCACCACCGCCACCACCUCCCGUCGGGCUACCAUAUUCCCCCUGAAAGCCGGCUCCUCUACCUCCGUGCCCUCCAUUCAGGCCCUCCAGAAGCUUCUCUCCGAAGUAGAAGGCCUCGUCGAGCAGGCGCCGCCCGACCCCGGUCCGCGCAGGUUCGGCAAUGUCAGCUUCCGCACGUGGCACGCCCUCGUCGAGGACAAGCUCGAUGGUCUGCUGCGCGCGGGCCUGCUCGGCGAGGCCCUCGACCUGGGCGCCGGCGCGGCCAGGGACGAGGUUGGGAGCUACCUCCUCGGCGCGUUUGGCAGCCCGCAGCGGCUCGACUACGGCACCGGCCAUGAGCUCAGCUUCGUGGCCUUCAUAGGCUGUCUUUGGAAGCUGGGCUUCUUCAAGGACGGGUCAGACGUGGAUGGGAGCAUCGAGCGCGAGAUUGUGCUCAACGUCUUCGAGCCGUAUCUCCGUGUCGUGCGCAAGCUCAUCCUCACAUACAACCUCGAGCCCGCCGGCUCCCACGGCGUCUGGGGCCUCGACGACCACUCCUUCGUCCCCUACAUCUUCGGCUCCGCGCAGCUCACGCGCCCCAUCCACGCCUCCUCCACGGACCCCAUGCCGCUCGAGGGCUCGGUCCCCGGCGCCCCCAAGCCCAGCGCCGUCACCAACCGCGCCGUCGUCGACGACCAGCGCCACUCCAACAUGUACUUCUCCGCCAUCGGCUUCAUCAACGACGUCAAGACGGGCCCCUUUUGGGAGCACUCCCCCAUCCUCUUCGACAUCUCGGGCAUCCGCGACGGCUGGGGCAAGAUCAACAAGGGCAUGAUCAAGAUGUUCAACGCGGAGGUCCUCUCCAAGUUCCCCGUCGUCCAGCACUUCCCUUUCGGCUCCCUCUUCUCCUGGGACGUCGACCCGCACGCGUCGGCGCCGCAGCAGAGCGUGCACAUGGCCAAUCAGCCCAUCGCAGCCGCGGGAUCUGCGCAGGCCCCGAUGCCACCUCCUCCUUCUGGGGCCGGCACUGCCGCGCCAUGGGCCCAGGCAACCAGGAUGCCCCCUGCCUCGGGUUCGGGGAUCCCAUAUACAAGAGCGAACCCUCCCGGCCCCAGGAGCGGUACGUUGGGGAUGAGACCACCCCCGGGCAGGGCAUCCGAUUCCGGCUCGACGGCCGCGCAAAUCACGGUUACAAAGGCUCCGUGGGCAAGAGAUGCCUGA
Messenger RNA from Purpureocillium lilacinum, 1488 nucleotides. Its product is annotated as serine/threonine-protein phosphatase 2A activator 1. The record is from RefSeq and is a predicted model, not a curated record. Gene Ontology annotation, cellular component: cytoplasm; nucleus; protein phosphatase type 2A complex. NCBI's taxonomy places the organism in Eukaryota, Fungi, Ascomycota, Sordariomycetes, Hypocreales, Ophiocordycipitaceae. Gene Ontology annotation, biological process: mitotic spindle organization. Gene Ontology annotation, molecular function: peptidyl-prolyl cis-trans isomerase activity; protein tyrosine phosphatase activator activity.